Molecule: messenger RNA, 1479 nt
Organism: Gregarina niphandrodes
Lineage: Eukaryota; Apicomplexa; Conoidasida; Eugregarinorida; Gregarinidae
Product: SAM-binding domain protein
Exons: 2
Coding region: 1-1479 (492 amino acids)
Cellular component (GO): nucleus; RNA N6-methyladenosine methyltransferase complex
Molecular function (GO): mRNA binding
Source: RefSeq, a predicted model, not a curated record
AUGAAAUCGACGUCUCCCGAGCCCCCGGGACCUGGUUUGGGGUUUCAGGGUCCUGCGGGUUAUCAGGGGCAGCAGGGUCCCUAUACCGGUCAGCAGCCGGCAUAUGCGGCGGGUUUCCCACCUGGUGCUCAGGCUGCGAUGUAUGCGGGUGGAGCUGCAGCUGAGGAGGGAGUGAUGUAUAUACGGAGUGAGGAAGAGAAAGCCAAUUUAUACAAGUUACUGAAGUCUGAUUAUAACCAAGAGUUUGUGGAUUUUGGUGAGCCGCCACAAAACUUUGUUCGUGAGGUAGAUGCGGGAGUACGUUUCGCAAACUACCCUCGUUGGGCGCGAUUGAUUGGUGCAGCUGAGGCAGUACACCGUGCACGAGUCCAUCCGCCACAGUCGAUCCGGGCAGACCUGAGACAGUUGGACUUGACGGCAUUGACUAUGGGUGGUGCGUUAUUGUUCGAUAUAAUACUUAUUGACCCACCCUGGCGGGAGUAUGUCGCGAGAACUCCGGGUAUGGAGGCGACGCAAGAGAAUUGUUGGUCAUUGGAGGACCUGAAACAGUUGCCAAUUCCGGCGAUUGCGGAGAACCCGUCGUUCAUUUUUAUUUGGGCUGGAGACACACACUUGGAUGAUGCAAGAGAACUCCUAAGUUGCUGGGGCUACCGUCGAUGUGAAGACAUUACCUGGCUUAAGACUGUACCCCACAUGGUCGAAAGACCGGGCGCCAGUCUCGACUCCGCGCUCAAUGGACGCAUACAGGGCUCCUGCAACAAUGAUUACGACCUGCUCGACAAGCUCAAACGCGUUGCCGACUGGCACAAACGAGAAACCAGGGAACAAGUACCCAUUGUUCUCGGCUACAAUGAAGGCUAUCCCGAACCCGGCGCAAGCAAUGGCGACUGCGUACUACAGCGCGUCAAGGAGCACUGCCUCAUGGGCCUCCGAGGCGCCGUCAAACGUUCUCAAGACCACCACAUUGUCCACACCAACAUCGACACCGAUGUCAUCGUCGGCGAUACACCUGUCGGCUAUGAUGAGAUGGAACAACUCAUUAAUACACGUAAGCCCGCCGAACUCUACGACAUCAUCGAACGUUUCGCACUCGGCCGCCGCAAACUCGAACUCUUCGGCACCACCCGCAACAUCCGACCUGGCUGGCUCACCGUCGGUCGCAACGUAGAACGCACCGAAUUCGACCAUGCAACCUACGCCUCCUGGUUCAUCGAUUACAACCCCACUGACAACCUAGACUCCUCCAACAAAGAAGCCGAGAAAUACCUCGCUCAAAACGCCACUCUUAACUCUAACGCCAUCUCCAAACCCGGCACCGGCCUCGACGCUGCAAGCCUUAGAGAAGAAUUCCCACUCACCAACCUCAACGCCUACCCCUUUAUCAAAGAUUUCCGGGGAGGUAAAUACGAAGGCUCCAAUCCCCUACUCGAAACCCUCAGGCCAAAGUCGCCUCCACAACGACCCACAAAAUGGGACUGA